Mercenaria mercenaria is the source of this 873-nucleotide messenger RNA. Its product is annotated as keratin-associated protein 21-1-like. The coding region runs from base 77 to 760 and encodes 227 amino acids. The transcript is spliced from 3 exons. Lineage: Eukaryota; Metazoa; Mollusca; Bivalvia; Venerida; Veneridae. The record is from RefSeq and is a predicted model, not a curated record.
CCUUGGCUCAAAUGCUAUAAAAAGGCAUGGGGUCAGAACAUCGUUAGAUUUAGCCAAUCUCAACCAACAGGUUAACAUGAAGGUCCUUCUAAUUUUGGCUUGCUUAGUCGUCGCCUGUGCUGCAUGGGGCAAGAGACCAUGCUGGGGGAAAAAUUGUAGAUAUGGAGGUUAUGGAGGCGGCUACGGUGGAGGCAUGAGGAACUAUGGAGGUGGUUACGGUUGGGGAGGAAAAUAUAGGCCUUGUUGGGGUAAAAACUGUGGCUAUUACGGAGGCGGAAAUGGUUUUGGCUACGGAGGAGGCUACGGUUGGGGAGGAAAAUACAGGCCCUGUUGGGGAAAAAAUUGUGGCUACGGAGGCGGCUAUAGGAGCGGAUAUGGUGUUGUCUAUGGAGGAGGCUAUGGUGGCGGCUAUGGAAAUGGUUAUGGGGUUGGCUUCGGUUGGGGAGGAAAAUAUAGGCCCUGUUGGGGAAAAAAUUGUGGCUACUACGGAGGCGGCUAUAGGAACGGAUAUGGUGUUGUCUAUGGAGGAGGCUAUGGUGGCGGCUAUGGAAAUGGUUAUCGGGUUGGCUACGGUUGGGGAGGAAAAUAUAGACCCUGUUGGGGUAAAAAGUGCGGCUACGGAAGCGGAUAUGGAGGUGGAUAUGGAGGUCGCUAUGGAGGUUAUGGUGGCUACAGAGGUGGUUACGGCUGGGGAGGUGGAAAGGUAUACGGCGGAUACAGAGGAGGAUACGGCUAUGGUCGUUGGGGAAAGAAAUACUAAACAACUCUCAGAGGAUUCCAUUUUGGAUAAAUUUCGACCGGACCGAAUUACAUUACUCGUGUUGUUGUUACAUUUUCUGUGUGUGUUUACGUAAUAAACUGUUCCUGCAUUUA